Messenger RNA from Cryptomeria japonica (Japanese cedar), 1035 nucleotides. RefSeq lists its product as uncharacterized. The transcript has a single exon. The record is from RefSeq and is a predicted model, not a curated record. Lineage: Eukaryota; Viridiplantae; Streptophyta; Pinopsida; Cupressales; Cupressaceae. The coding region runs from base 1 to 1035 and encodes 344 amino acids.
AUGGGGGAAGAACUUAUUAAAGCUAGACUUGACAGGACCCUUAUUUCUAAUGAGUGGUAUAACCAUUAUGAGCACUCCCUAUCUGCAAUCUCUAGGAUUGGUUCUGACCAUUUUGCUAUGGUUUUUGUUGCUAAGAAUACAAGUGUUAAAAGAAACUUCUCAUUUAGAUUUGAAAGGAUGUGGCUGGAUGAUCCUAACCUUGAGAAGGCCAUUGAGAUGUGUUGGUCUAUUGAUGUUAAAGGUAUUGCGAUGUAUAGAAUGGAUAAUAAUUUAAGGUACGUGAAAGAUAAUAUUAAGAAAUGGAACAAGGUGGUUUUUGGGGAUCUGAUUGCUACCAAGUUCAAAACCCAAUUGGAGCUUAAGGAAAUGCAGGAUAAAAUCCAAACUAGUGGAUACAGUGAAGUAUCUAUCAGGGAGGAAAAUGAAGUACUUGUGAAGUACCAUAAGAGUAUCAGAAGAGAUGAAGAAUUUUGGAAACAAAGGUCUAGAUCUCUAUGGCUUAAAGUUGGGGACAGAAACACUGGGUUCUUCCAUAUGACUUGUAUGAAACAUAAGGCUGCAUAUAGGAUUUCUAAGUUGAGAAUUGGGGGAAUUGAAACUGGGAAGGAUGAUGAGAUUGGGAAGGAAGCCAAGAAGUUUUUCAUUUCCCUUCUCUUGGUAGAUAAAGGUCUCGAUGGUCGUUCUCAGAGGGCCCUCUUAGAGAAAAUUCCUUCUAUCAUUAAUGAGGUUCAAAACAAGGCUUUGGUGGUCAUCCCUUCUGAGGACAAAGUUAAAAAAGUGGUCUUUUCUUUUGAUGGCAAUAAAGCCCCAGGCUCGCAUGGCUUUCCGUUGUUCUCCUUUCAAGCCUUUUGGGACAUCCUCAAAAGUGAUGUGGUUAAAGGUGUGCAAGAGUUUUUUGGGGUUAGAAUUAUCUUAAAGGAACUCAAUGCUACUUUCUUGGUUCUGAUUCCCAAAUGCCCUAGGGCUAAUUCUAUGGAUAAGUUAUGGCUGAUAAUCUUAAGCAAUUCUUUCUAUAAAAUCAUCUCAAGGUGGUGA